AUGGAGAAGAAGGAGAUAAUGAUGAGUGUGAAGAUGGAAGAUGCAUCAUCACUAUUCAGCAAUAACAUUCCAUUAUGGAGCACUACUACAACGGUGGUGGUGGUGGUGGUGCUCCUCUCAACUACUACUUCAGCAUCACCUCUUUCAUCAUCCGUGUCCACCACUACUACUGUGGACCAAGCUGCACCGUCAUCUCAACACGCCGACAAAGUGUUGAAGGCGAAGAAGACAAAUGGGAAGAAAAGAGAGAGGGAAGCUCGAUACGCGUUCAUGACAAAAAGCGAGGUGGAUCAUCUCGAAGACGGUUACAGAUGGAGAAAGUACGGCCAAAAAGCUGUCAAAAACAGCCCCUUUCCAAGGAGCUAUUAUCGUUGCACCAGUGGAUCAUGUAAUGUGAAGAAGCGUGUGGAAAGGUCUUUCACUGAUCCAACAAUUGUGGUCACAACAUAUGAAGGUCAACACACACAUCCAAGUCCACUUCUAAUGCCUCGCUCUUCAUCAUCAUCAUCAUCAAUGCCUCAAACCUACUUCUCCCACCAACACUAUCUACACCCACAUCAUCAACAACUCUUAUUUAAUACAUUCCCUUCUCUUGAUUUUCCUCCUCCUCCUCCUCCUUCUUCAUCUCAGGACACCACCAAUAACAAUGCAUUAUUUCCUCUAAGCGACCAUGGCCUUCUUCAAGAUGUUCUUCCUUCACACAUGUUCAAGCAAGAGUAGAUAAACAUAGAUAUAGACAUGUGAUUUAUUGCUUGGUUUAUUUAUGCGAUGCUGACUUAGGAAGCUCCAUUGGUAGUAGUAGUGGUAGUAUAUCUUAGUUUCCUUCUCAUCACUCAUGAUCGAUGAUCAUCAUAUAUACCUGUGAGGUUCCUACUUCAUUUAUCUAUUUUUGCACAUAUAGACCUUAAUUAUCAUCAUAGUUAAAGUUUAUUUAAUAUUAUUUUUAGAGAAAUUGGAUACUCUGAACUUGAAAUUACUUGUUACAUUGUCAUUGCCACAUAAAACAACAAAGUUUCCGUUGGAGGAUUGGAGUGUCUGAGAAUGAUUAAAAAAUAGUACGAGUACUGGUACUAAAUCCUAUUGUGAAUCUUCUAGUUUCUGACUCCUCGUUUGUCUUGUAUAAUUGUUUCUUUUUAUUGAAGGAAUGUGCAUUAGUUUCACUGAGGCAUAACAGGAAAGAGGGUUAGGUCUAGGUUUUUAAAGGGUAACUACAAUUGGUGUGUGAGUUUUGCUUUUUUUCUUCUGUACCGGGAAUCAACGGGUAAAGAAUUAUAGGGAAAUGUGCUUCUAUUUUUCUUAUGUUUGAAGGAUCCGGUGGUGAAAGUUGUGCCCCAAAAAGGUCAAUGAGGUAAUUAAAUGGUGGAGUAAUUCAACCAUUAACAAUCCAUUUUAA
This is a messenger RNA of Arachis duranensis, 1393 nucleotides long. Its product is annotated as WRKY transcription factor 23. NCBI's taxonomy places the organism in Eukaryota, Viridiplantae, Streptophyta, Magnoliopsida, Fabales, Fabaceae. Gene Ontology annotation, molecular function: DNA-binding transcription factor activity; sequence-specific DNA binding. Gene Ontology annotation, biological process: regulation of DNA-templated transcription. The record is from RefSeq and is a predicted model, not a curated record. Bases 1 to 720 code for a protein of 239 amino acids. The transcript is spliced from 4 exons.